This is a messenger RNA of Nylanderia fulva, 2456 nucleotides long. Lineage: Eukaryota; Metazoa; Arthropoda; Insecta; Hymenoptera; Formicidae. The record is from RefSeq and is a predicted model, not a curated record.
CAGCAAAGUACCUCUUCCCUGGGCGCAAAUAUCUUUCGACGUGCAUUCCUGGAGGCUCGUACCAACAGAAACAACAGUACUAAAAAUUAUAGGAAGCUAGGCAGUCCGGACGCCACUAAGAUAGCCUUGAUCUGUUCGUUGUAUCAAACUGCGUUGCACACGCUCACGCAAAUGAAAAUUGAAAUACUAACCGGACUCUGCUACCAAGGCAAAAUUCUCUACCACAUGUGGUUAUUUCUGACUACAUUGGGACCGCACUGUGGACUCAAGGCAUUUCUAGACCUCCUGGCUGCCAAUACUAAGUGCACGGCGCCCGAAUUCCAGAUGUUGAUAUUGUUCGCCGAUUGUAUGACGCAUUACGUUACCAUUCUCGAUGACAUGGAGAUGUACGAGCAGCAAGAUCCCUUCAAGCUCACGGACUUUAUCACCAUGUCGUACUUUUUAAAUCAAUUCUUGUACAAAGCAGUUCUCACUAAUUUAUUCGACGUGAAAUCAGUGUCUAGCAAUCCCCUGUUCAUCUCGCUUUACAUUCUCCUGAUGGCGAUUUAUCGACGCGAUUGUCGUAGAACAUUCUGCCCGGAAGGUCACUGGUUAGCCAAGGAAGUGCGAGUGUCCGGUUUCUUGGCCGAUUUGGAAAAGGGUCGUCGCGGCGCGGCACUUUUGCUCUCAAAGAUGCCCCAUGUUAUCCCCCAUUCCGAGCGGGUUGUAUUAUUUCGCAAGCAUAUAGCCGAUGAGAAAGCGGUGAUGGGUUUGACCGAGAGUGCUUGUAACAGUCCACCGACCACGUUAAUUGUCGUACACAGAACACGUAUAGUAGAGGAUGGAUACAGACAAUUAGCCAUGUUGCCAUCGCAAGCGUUGAAAGGCGUGAUUAGGGUGCGUUUCGUGAACGAGCAAGGUCUGGCUGAGGCCGGCAUUGAUCAGGACGGUGUUUUCAAGGAGUUCCUGGAAGAGACAAUAAAGCGAGUGUUUGAUCCGUCCUUGAACUUGUUCAAAGCUACCAGCGAGAACCGACUUUAUCCAUCACCCACGUCUUUCAUGCAAGACAAUCACUUGCAACUCUUCGAGUUCGUUGGGCGGAUGCUUGGCAAAGCGGUUUACGAGGGCAUCGUCGUGGAUGUGCCUUUCGCGUCAUUUUUCGUCUCGCAAUUUUCCGGACAAACGGGCGGCGCGUUGUACAGCUGGCUCGACGAGCUCGCCUCGUUGGAUCGCGAUCUCUACCGCAGUCUGACCUUGGUGAAGCAUUACAAGGGCGAUAUCCGGCAGCUAGAGUUGACGUUCUCGCUCGAUGAGGACGUGCUCGGCAAACUGGUCACGCACGAGUUGAUCCCUGGCGGACGCACCACCGCCGUGACUAAUCAGAACAAGAUUCAGUACAUCCAUCACAUGGCGCAUUACAGAAUGUAUCAUCAGAUCAAGGAGCAAACGACCGCCUUCAUCAAAGGAUUCCGCUCGAUCAUUAAUCCCGAGUGGCUGUCGUUGUUCUCGACGCCCGAGUUACAGAGAUUAAUUUCGGGGGAUAAUGUUCCUUUGGAUCUGCGAGAUUUACGAAAACAUACGCAAUAUUACGGCGGAUUUCACGACAGUCAUCGAGUGGUAUGCUGGCUGUGGGACAUCCUGGAGAAGGAUUUUACAGAAGAAGAAAGAGGCUUGUUUUUAAAGUUCGUGACGAGUUGCUCAAAGUCACCUUUGCUGGGUUUCGCCCAUUUAGAGCCACCUUUCUCCAUACGAUGCGUGGAAGUCUGUGACGAUGAGGAUACCGGCGACACAAUUGGCAGCGUGAUCAGAGGUUUCUUCACGAUUCGUAAGAAGGACCCACAGAACCGAUUACCCACCUCGUCCACGUGUUUCAACCUGCUCAAACUGCCAAAUUAUCAAAAAAAGAGCACACUACGAGAGAAACUGCGCUACGCCGUCACCAGCAACACCGGUUUCGAACUCUCCUAAAUCCUACCAGUUGUGUAACUUCAAUCUUGAGAUGUGAAAUAGUGACGAACGAAUUUAUCAAAAUAUGUGCGUAUUUUUGAAACGAGGUGAGUUUUGAUCGGACACGCAUGAGAUUUCACAAGGUCCGAAAAGUUGGCUGAUACGACUGAUACCUCAAAAAAAGCCGAUUCUGUAUAAAGUGAUGUCGAGUGGUGUCUAAACUGCUCCCUUAUCCCUAUUUAGUGCAUAAUUUACAGACCGAUUGAACGCGUGUCGUCGGUUUGAAUAUUGAUUUUCACGGACGAUGCUAAGUUUAAGAAAAAUCAUUAAAAUGCAUCGCAAUCCAAAGACGACAUUGCGUUGUUUGGAAAUAGAUACGGAUAGAAUUUUGUGAACGUGAGAAAAUGUACAAUAUAAGAAUAUACAUAAUAACGAGAGAUAACUAUUAAGCGCAUACGUAUACAUAUAUUUAAAUGAGUUUCUUGGUACGAUGAAAGCUAAGUAUUUUAGAAAAUAAUUUAAAAUUUAUA